AUGCCGCCCCCGCGAGCCGCCGCGAUACGUUUGCGUUUGCGGAACACGGUGCUAGCGCAGCGUCACGGCAAACGACUCCACCUCGGCAGUUCAAAGCAGCAAAAGCCGCAGCGUGUCGGUGGUGGAACAUCGACCGGUGGCCAGCGUAAACCCUGGCAGAAAAUGUGGGUGUCCACGAACAAGGUGCUGAUCGGAUCGGUGGGUGGGUUGAAGAAAACGCACUGCCGCAACCCAAACUUUGACUGCGAGGAGACAAAGCUGCUGAUAUCGUUGUGGGGUGACCCACAGGUCCAGCGGACGCUCAUCACCACCCACAAGAAGCACCCGGUCAUCGCGAAGUUGGCGGAAAAGAUGCGCGAGUAUGGCUACAACCGCUCGACGGAGGAGAUCAACACGCGCAUCAAGAACCUAAAGUGUUUCUACAACCGCCUCAAGAAGGACCUCGAGACGGGCGUCAUUAACGAGCCGUCCUGGAAGCACUUUCAGGCGAUGGACGAAAUCCUGACGCGGCCAGUGUUUGGUGGUGGAACAGCAGCGGCCCGGGCCGUGUCGGCGUUUGGAGUGCGGUAUGGAAAGGGGAAACCCUCGGUGGAAGGGGUGAGUGCGGCUGAGCUCGAGGCCGAGCUGGAGUCGGACCAGAUUGAGGUGAAGCUGGAGCUGGUGAGCGAUGAUGAGAAGGAACUGUUACCGGAGGAACUGCUCAAGAAUGCGGAGCAGGUCGAGCUAAAGGAACCAAAUCUGCUGAUCCCGAAGGACGAACCGAUGGAGCAGGAAGAGGAGGACGACCCGAAUGAUCCGGAUUUUGAGGAUGAUGGUGGCAGCGAGACGGAUGAUGAAAGUUCCGGCAUGGAUGAUGCAGACGAGAGUGAAAGAUCCACGCGGAUGCGACGCCGUACGAAGCGCGUGCCAAAGGUAAAAAAAUUCGGAUCAUCCUCUGCUGGUCCUUCGACCAUCACCGGUUCCGUAUCGAACGUUUCGAUCGCAUCCAGCAGCGCUCCACCGGUGCCUGGUACGAUUAAGAUCAUCAACUACUCCGGUGGUUCGAACUUGAACCUAGCUUCGGUCGCUAAAAUGGCCAGCGUGGCUUCUUCGGUGCCGUCCUCCAUCGGGAUCACGACGUUGGCCGGUGGUUCUACCACAACCACAACACCUAGCAAAAUAUCGCUCGUACCAACGAACUUUCUGCUCAAACCGCAAUCGUCCACGCUGGGUUUCAAACAGCCGAUUCAGCUCUACACCAAACCGACCGUUUCCAUGGCAACAAGCAAACCGACGCCUGAUCUACAGCCGAUCGUGACCGUUAGUGCGAGUGGAACGAAUGUUAGCUCCUCAGGAACACCAGGCGCCCCCAUGAAGCUGCUGUUGGUCAACACACUCCCGAAAGACGGGACGGCACCGAAACAACAGCUUAUCACACAAUCGUCAGCGAAACAGAUCUACACCACGUCGACGGGAGUGUCCUUGCAGGGUACCUCACACGUGUCGGGACUCCCGCAGAUCAGCAUCCAACCGAAGCAACUACUGACAGGUACGACAGCUACCAGGACGCUUGGUGGGACAUUCCUUCAAUCAGCGACACAACGGCCAACUCUAAAGGCUCCACCGAAAAUGGGCGGAUUCAAGGCACUCCUUCAACAGCUGGUCGGUUUGCAGCGUGAAAAUUUAGGCAUCACUAAAACGCGCCUGGUGGCGGAACGUGAACGCUUACGAAACGAGAAGUCUGUCGCUAAUUCGCUGUUGGACGCGCUUGGUGAACUUAAUGGAUUGCUGAUGGAAGUGAACGCGGAUAUUCCCGGCGGGGCUGGCAAAUUGGUCGAAGAUAUGUCGGAUGAUAGCAGCCCAGGACCUCGCAGUCCACGAAGAUCCUUUAGCCGCUCGAGACAGCAAUCGCGGAUGGUUCUGCACCCAGUGGUCGAUGACGACGACAACGUGAAGGCGGAAAUCAUCAGUGACUCAGAAGAGGGAUAGAGCAUGUAAAGCAAAUAGAGAAUCUAUUUGGGACGGGCUGAUUGGGGGCGGUUGCAAAUA
This is a messenger RNA of Anopheles nili, 2028 nucleotides long. RefSeq lists its product as uncharacterized. Bases 1 to 1968 code for a protein of 655 amino acids. Gene Ontology annotation, biological process: positive regulation of DNA-templated transcription. Lineage: Eukaryota; Metazoa; Arthropoda; Insecta; Diptera; Culicidae. The transcript is spliced from 2 exons. Gene Ontology annotation, cellular component: nuclear body. The record is from RefSeq and is a predicted model, not a curated record.